Messenger RNA from Cheilinus undulatus (humphead wrasse), 1930 nucleotides. RefSeq names its product intermediate filament protein ON3-like. Gene Ontology annotation, cellular component: keratin filament. Lineage: Eukaryota; Metazoa; Chordata; Actinopteri; Labriformes; Labridae. The transcript is spliced from 9 exons. Bases 21 to 1091 code for a protein of 356 amino acids. The record is from RefSeq and is a predicted model, not a curated record.
GUGUCAACUCGAACUGCAAGAUGUCCAAGGCCAAAGAUUACAGCAGCCAGUCCUACACUCCCGGGACUACGGGUCCCGCGAAGAGCCAACCGACCAACAAGGUGGACGGGGCAGGGAAGUCCCGGGAGAAGGACGACAUGGUGGGACUCAACGACAAAUUCGUCCGGCUGAUUGACAAGGUGAAAAAUCUUGAGGAUGAGAACAAAAAACUCGACACAAAGCUGAAGAUCCUCAAGGAGCAGGAGGACUACGAGGGGAAAAUCGACGAUAUCGUGAAGCAGCUGGGGAACGAGAUGGAGCAACAGAUCGAGAACUUGCUCCGCGACCGAGAAAAGCUGCAGGCCGACCUGCAAAAGAAGCAGGACGAGGUGGAGGACACCAAGAAGAGGUAUGAAGAAGAAUUGGUAAAGAAAGCUGAACUGGAGAAUGAAUUUGUCAUCACCAAAAAGGAUGUGGAUGAAGGUCACCUGGAGGCGGUGGAUCUGGUUUUGGAGCUGGAGGACUUGAUGGGAAAACUGGACUUCCUCAGGGUUGGAUAUGAUGAGGAGAUCAAAGAGCUGGAGUCUCAGGUGCAGAACGAGACUGUGGUGUUGCGUGACGACAGCAAACGGUCUCUGGACAUGGACGAGAUCGUGGAGAGUGUCAAGAACCAGUAUGCCAACAUGGCCUCCCGCACCAGGGAGGAGGCCGAGCAGUGGAACCAGAGGAAGAUGGACGCCAUGGUCCUCAAUGCAGGCCAACGUGAGCAAGAAGUGCGUGAUUUAAGGAGGGAUAUUUCGGACAUGGUGCGCCUCAUUCAGAGGCUAAAUGGAGACCUGGAGGCUCUUAUGAGAAAGGAAGAGGCUCUGAAGAAGGAGAUCAACGAGGUGAGGACAGAAGGCGACACCAGCCUGGAGAAGGCCCGGGAGGACAUCACACAGGUGGAGGACGCCCUGAGGCGCGCCAAGCAGGACUUGGCUGGACAGAUCCGUGAGCACCAAGAGCUGAUGAACCUGAAGCUGGCUCUGGACAUCGAGAUCGCCACGUACCGCAAGCUGCUGGAGGGCGAAGAGCAGAGAAUGAGGGAACUCAUGCGCAAUGGAGAUUUCUAAAACCAAACCAAUCCAAGUCCUUACUUGCACGCAGACGUUCACCUGCCAUCGAAGCCACACCUGCCAGAGAAGCAACGAGCCCCCGAACACACUGCCAUCCCGGAAACCACCAACACCCCUGCAGACGGCGUUAUCAUGCCAGUGUACCCUGCCUCCAAGAAACGAGUGCUGAUCAGAGUGGAAGUGGAGGCAGGAAAAGUCGUGUCUGAAAGCUCCAUUUAUCCUGAAGAUUAACUUGCACUGUCUGCCCCUCCACAAGCUGUGUAAAAAAAUCUACAAAAUGUGAAUUUAAUGAGUUGAUUUCAAUUCAAUCUUUUGAUAUUUGAUUUGAUAAUUCUGGGUUUUUGUGAUUUCUGGUCAGGUGAACAGUCUAACAACAGCAUCUUCUAAGGAUAAUCAUAAUUAUCCAGGAAUCUGGGCUUGAAAUUGGACAUUUUUUUUAACUCAUGCAGUAUUUUUAAUAAGGUUUUUAAUCAUUGUUUACAUUUGGAAAGACUCAUGGAGUGCCUUGUUUCAUCAAAGUCUUUUUCAGCUUUCUUUAAUUUGUUUCUUUCAUAUACUUUUUCCUUAAAUCACAUUUGGUCUUAAAGAGGAUGAAAAUGGAUUCUGGAUUGCUGCUGCAUACAUCAAAUGGUUUACAAUCAUAAAUACAGAAACAAUAUUUUAGUCUGUGUUGCCAUGUGUCUGUCUUGGAAAACAUAAUAAAAACUGAAAUGUAGUUGUCAAGCCUGAAGUGUUGGAACUGUUCUCUCUUUCACAUUUACCUGUGCCUUUUUUACCUCAAAAAUAAACAGAAAGAAAUCAUAAGACAUAGAUUUACUGUUUGUAUGAAAAGUGCA